AUGCCGCUCGCAUACCUGCAAAUGUUUGUUUAUCUGCUGCACAAAUCCAAGUACCGGAGAAAAUGCGCCCACCGCCCCGUGGACCUGUGCAGCGUUACGCUUUUGCUGGUGGCUUUGUCCUGCCAUCUCGGCACGACGGCCGUUUCGAGCCACGGACUGGCCGGAGUGGCGACCGAAACCGGCAGCAGGUGUACGGAGGUGCGUUGCAUGAACGGCGGCAUCUGCAAGAACGGAACCUGUCUCUGCCCGGACGGAUGGCAGGGCUCCGAGUGCCAAUUUUGCGGUGGUAAAGUUAGAUUAACCGACCCAUCCGGCAGCAUCCACGAUGGGUUCGGAAACUACUCGAUCGGUGUCAAGUGCAGCUGGCUAAUUGAUGCGCGCGAUCACAACAAUAUCAACGACAAAACGUCAACCGACACGACGCCUUCCGUUAUCCGGCUACAUCUGGAGGAAUUCGCCACCGAAUGUGGUUGGGAUCAUCUGUACGUGUAUGACGGUGACUCGGUGGAAUCGCCCCUGUUGGCCGUGUUUAGUGGGCUAAUGUACCGGCAAAACGUCACCAUCCGACGGAUACCGGAGGUGUUCGCACACUCGGGCUCGGCAUUGCUGCACUUUUUUAGCGACGACGCGUACAACAUGUCCGGGUUCAACAUCUCGUAUCAGGUGAACGCAUGUCCGACGAGCAACUCAUCGCUCGUCUGUUCGGGCAACGGAGACUGCUGGAAUGGCGAGUGUAACUGUAAUUUCGGAUUCACCGGACCGGCCUGUAACAUCCCCCGGUGUCCGCGGUUCUGCUCGUCCCACCUGGGCCGAGGCGUGUGUGACGAAAAGCAGCAGCGGUGUGAAUGUCGUCCGGGAUACACCGGCAGUGACUGCUCGCAGGAGAUUGCACACGGCUAUUGGACGGCGAUUGGGGCUGGCAAGACGGACGGGUUUACACCACCGGGAAGUGCGUCCCACGGGGCGGCCGUUUUCCACGACACGCUGUAUGUGGUGGCGGGCGAAAGCUACGGCAAGGCAAAGGCCCUGCUCUACAUGUAUGACUUCAACGGGAAGGUGUGGGAGACGGCGCACACUGAAAGCCGGCCAGCGCCCGAGUUGCGGUAUGGCGCAUCCACCGUCAUCUUUGGCGACAAGAUCUUCAUGUAUGGUGGCGUGAUCGAGGGCCGAGGCGUGUGUGGGGAGCUGUGGGCUUUCGACGUGAGCGCGAAAACAUGGGAAAACAUCACCGUCAAGUCGGAUCAGUGUAACGAGACGUACGAGAUGUGCGCUCCGCUUCGGUCGGCAGGACACACGGCCACGAUCGUUACGAAUUAUGAAACUGGUGCCGGUGGUGGUGGCAAGAAGAUCCUGGACAGUGGAGGCAACCCCCAGAAGAUGGUGGUCAUAUUCGGCCACUCGCCCCAGUUCGGGUAUCUCAACUCGGUGCAGGAGUUUAACUUCGGCACUCGCGAGUGGAAGAUUGUACCGACACGUGGUUACCCGGUGAAGGGUGGUUAUGGCCAUUCGGCCGCUUAUGACCCGCUACGGGAACGCAUCUACGUGUACGGUGGCAUCGUGUCCGAGAGUGACAGUACGCAGCUGCUGAGUAACAAGCUGUUUAGUUACGAACCGAACGAACGGUUGUGGACGCUGCUCGAGAUGGCUCCGACGUCGCGAUUCCUGCACACGGCCAACUUCCUAACGCCGGGCCUGAUGAUGGUGUUUGGUGGCAACACACACAACGACACAUCGCAUAGCUUUGGCGCAAAGUGUUACUCGCGUGAUCUAAUGGUGUACGACGUGUUGUGCGACUCGUGGCACACACAACCCAUGCCGGAUGAGUUGUACGCGGAUUUGGCCCGGUUUGGCCACUCGGCUACCGUCUUCGAGCAGUCGUUGUACAUCUACGGUGGAUUCGAUGGGCAGAUGAUCAACGACAUGCUGCAGUACACUCCGGGUGACUGUCGGGCAUUUAACCGGUCCGAAUCGUGUCUAAACGCGCGACCCGGCGUUAAGUGCGUGUGGGACAUCCAGAAGAACAAGUGCCUGCCAGCGGCGGACGUACAACGCGAGCGGCUGUUCGACCGGGACCAGGAAAGCCUCGAAGUGUGCCCGAAGGAAAGCCGGCUCGUAAUGACCCAGCAGGAGCUGAAGUACUACGUGCUGUGUAACCAACUGAGCACGUGCCAGGGCUGCGUAUCGAGCACUUACGGGUGUAUGUUCUGCGGCAAGGGCAACGGGAAGGCCAUUUGUGAGAAGGAGAAGUGUCCGGACGUGUCGUACACGUAUCGGGCCGAUUUCUAUCCCACCAAAGCGCUAAAAGACUGCCCGGAUAACGACGAACACGUGUGCGCACAGUUGCACGGAUGUCACGCUUGCACGGCAGUUAGUGUGUGUCAUUGGGACUAUGAGCAUAGCCGUUGCCAAUACAGCCGGAACAAGUCGGGUGACGCGCUGAAUGAUGCCUGCCCACCGGCCUGCUCCGGAUUGACGUCGUGUGGAAACUGCACGCAGGAGGAAUGCAUCUGGUGCCAGAACGAGCAACGGUGUGUGGACAAAAACGCUUACACGGCCAGCUUCCCGUAUGGGCAGUGUCGCGAGUGGACGACGGGUUCGAGCAAGUGCCGGGCGGCCAGCAGCGGGAAGAGCCAGUGUGGGUUCUAUCGAACGUGCGCCCAGUGCCGGGACGAUCCGGCUUGCGGAUGGUGUGACGAUGGCUCGGUAACCGGGCUUGGCAAGUGCCUACCAGGUGGGGACAGCGGUGCGCACGAGGAACUAGAAUGUCCUGCUCAGCGAUGGCAUUUUACACACUGCCCGAGCUGCCAGUGUAACGGACAUAGCACCUGUCCGGACUCGCGUACGUGCAAGCAACCGUGCAACGAUCUGACCGUCGGUACCAACUGCGACAAAUGCAAACCGGGCUACUGGGGCAACCCGGUGAACGGUGGCAUCUGCCAGAAGUGCGAGUGUAACGGUCAGGCGCAAUACUGCCACAGCGAGACUGGCAAGUGCUUCUGCAGCACCAAGGGACUGGCCGGGGACCACUGCGAGAAGUGUGACGCGACCAACCACUACCACGGUGAUCCUAGCCGGGGUUCGUGCUACUACGAUCUCACGAUCGACUACCAGUUUACGUUCAAUUUGUCGAAGAAGGAGGACCGACACUUCACGCAAAUCAACUUCCGCAAUUCACCGGCAAAACCGGACGUGGAUGCGGACUUCACCAUUACCUGCAGCGUGGCGGCGCGCAUGAACAUCACCAUCCGAACGGUUGGUGGUAUCGAGAAGCCACUGUUUUCGGCCGUCAACUGCUCCACCUUUCGGUAUCGGUUCUCGAAGGCCGAACACAAGUUUGGCAUCGAGGACAACGUGACGCUGACCACGUUCUACGUGUACGUGUACGACUUCCAGCCACCGCUCUGGAUACAGAUCGCAUUUUCGCAGUAUCCGAAGCUGAACCUGCAACAGUUCUUCAUCACCUUCUCAACAUGCUUCCUCUUGCUCCUCGUGAUGGCGGCCAUUUUGUGGAAGAUCAAGCAGCAUUACGACAUGUUCCGGCGCCGUCAGCGAUUGUUUGUCGAAAUGGAACAGAUGGCGUCGAGGCCAUUUUCUCAGGUUUUGGUCGAUAUUGAGAGCAGAGAAUAUAACGAGUUGUCACCAGCGGUGGAAAAUAUCACCGCCGCACCUCGAAAACGCAAAAAGGAUUCUCCCAGCCCUAUCGCACUGGAGCCCUGCGAAGGCAACAGAGCGGCAGUGCUCUCGCUUCUAGUCCGGCUACCAACAGGUGGUCUUCAGCAUUCUCCUCCUGGUCAAUCGGCAGGUCUUGCCGUCGCAAGUGCAUUAGUAACGUUAGGAAACCCACGACGCUCGUCGAUAGAACAUCCGAAGGAACCUAAGACUAAGCGUAAGCAGAGCCAACAUCCUGAUAGUUGUAUAUAGAUAUCCUGUACAUGAAAUAACUCCAUCUCCCGCGCCAAGCAAGAUGGUAAACCGAAGCAACAGCAAAUGUAUCCAACACCUAGCAAAGGCGGUGCUGGGCAUGGCUUGGCCAGUAUAGCACCAGCAUCCAGUGCGGAGGAUGCGUUCUUCUUGUAACAAAUACUAUAUUUCGUGGCCCAUAGAAGGCGCCUUUCCUGUUCCCCCUUUUCCUCACCCGCUCAUGGUCGCGUCGGUUACAUCUCAGGAAUUCACGUGGCUACACGUGUGCACAUACCCGUGAGAGUGACGAUGAACGAAGCUUUAUGAUUGAAGCGAAUUGCGAUUUCAGUACGGGAGAAUGCGCAUCGUGGACAGUGGGCGUGUGGAACCGAGCAGAAUGCCAGUGGAGUUGAUGGGCUGUGGUAAUGCUCCACGGUUGCAUUAACGCAUAGAGUCUGAGACUAGAAACACGGGUCCGUAUGCUGCAUGGCAUGCGGACUACAAUAACAUUAUAUAUUAACAAUAUUACCGAUAUCAAUAGCCGUAGGGUGCAAAGACAAAGCAGUAACCGGAAAAAGGGACACGUGUGCGUGCGUGU
This is a messenger RNA of Anopheles nili, 4498 nucleotides long. RefSeq names its product attractin (gene dsd). NCBI's taxonomy places the organism in Eukaryota, Metazoa, Arthropoda, Insecta, Diptera, Culicidae. The record is from RefSeq and is a predicted model, not a curated record. The transcript is spliced from 6 exons. Gene Ontology annotation, cellular component: Golgi apparatus. Bases 1 to 3921 code for a protein of 1306 amino acids. Gene Ontology annotation, molecular function: protein binding.